AUGGUCACGUCGUCCCCCACGUCGGCUGUACCCCGGCCCCUCUCCCAACCUACGCCGCCGGGCAAUGGCAGCGAGGAGGAGCCGCUGGACGCCCGGGACCCGCUGCUAGCCCAGGCGGAGCUGGCCCUGCUCUCCACAGUCUUCGUGGCUGUGGCCCUGAGCAACGGCUUGGUGCUGGGUGCCCUAGUGCGGCGGGGCCGGCGGGGCCGCUGGGCGCCCAUGCACGUCUUCAUUGGCCAUUUGUGCCUGGCCGACCUGGCCGUGGCUCUGUUCCAAGUGCUGCCCCAGCUGGCCUGGGACGCCACUGACCGCUUCCGUGGGCCCGAUGCCCUGUGCCGGGCUGUCAAGUACCUGCAGAUGGUGGGCAUGUAUGCCUCCUCCUACAUGAUCCUGGCCAUGACGCUGGACCGCCACCGCGCCAUCUGCCGCCCCAUGCUGGCACACCGCCAUGGAGGCGGAGCUCGCUGGAACCGGCCGGUGCUGGUGGCCUGGGCCUUCUCGCUUCUCCUCAGCCUGCCCCAGCUCUUCAUCUUCGCCCAGCGCGACGUGGGAGACGGCAGCGGUGUCCUCGACUGCUGGGCCCGCUUUGCCGAGCCCUGGGGCCUCCGCGCCUACGUCACCUGGAUCGCCCUGAUGGUGUUCGUGGCACCUGCCCUGGGCAUUGCCGCCUGCCAGGUGCUCAUCUUUCGGGAGAUUCACGCCAGCCUGGUGCCGGGGCCGGCAGAGAGGGCCGGGGGGCGCCGCGGAGGGCGCCGGACGGGCAGUCCCAGCGAGGGAGCCCGGGUGUCGGCGGCCAUGGCCAAGACCGUGAGGAUGACGCUGGUGAUCGUGAUAGUGUACGUGCUGUGCUGGGCGCCCUUCUUCCUCGUGCAGCUGUGGGCAGCGUGGGACCCGGAGGCGCCUCGGGAAGGUGUGUGGCCGUGGCUCGAGCCGUGGGGGCCGCUCAGGCUUGGCUGCACACACACCUCGGCCCCUCCCCUCCCCAGCCAGCCACGGGCUCCCGAGCGGGCGCGGGCUGAUGCACUGCUGGCCGCUGGGUGGCACGUGGGUCGCGGCCUGCCCUGGGCACCCUCACCCCCAGCCCAGACCCCUGCACCUCACAGGGCCCCCCUUCGUGCUGCUCAUGUUGCUGGCCAGCCUCAACAGCUGCACCAACCCCUGGAUCUACGCUUCCUUCAGCCGCAGCGUCUCCUCCGAGCUGCGAAGCCUGCUCUGCUGCGCCCGGACGCGUGCCCCGCCCGGCCUGGGGCCCCACGAGGAGUCCUGUGCCACGGCCAGCUCCUUCCUGGCCAGGGACACCUCCUCCUGAGAAACGAGGGGCGCCUUCCUUCCAGAGGCUCCACGAAGCUCAGCCGCCUGCCCGGGGACGGGCUCCGCGAUCGCGCGGGAGUCCGGCAGUCAGCUCCUUGGCGCCGAGUGUGGGGAGGGGCUGCGGCGGUGGGCUGCAGGGUCCGGGGCUGGCGCAUGGCUUCCACCCCAACCAGCGCCUGCCCUGCCGGCUGAUGGAGGUCCCGGCG
Messenger RNA from Balaenoptera musculus (blue whale), 1517 nucleotides. RefSeq names its product arginine vasopressin receptor 2 (gene AVPR2). The coding region runs from base 1 to 1503 and encodes 500 amino acids. Gene Ontology annotation, cellular component: membrane. The transcript has 2 exons. Lineage: Eukaryota; Metazoa; Chordata; Mammalia; Artiodactyla; Balaenopteridae. The record is from RefSeq and is a predicted model, not a curated record. Gene Ontology annotation, biological process: regulation of systemic arterial blood pressure by vasopressin; G protein-coupled receptor signaling pathway; positive regulation of vasoconstriction. Gene Ontology annotation, molecular function: peptide binding; vasopressin receptor activity.